Molecule: messenger RNA, 387 nt
Organism: Caenorhabditis briggsae
Lineage: Eukaryota; Metazoa; Nematoda; Chromadorea; Rhabditida; Rhabditidae
Exons: 2
Coding region: 1-387 (128 amino acids)
Source: RefSeq, a predicted model, not a curated record
AUGAGAUCCAUAAUUUUAUAUUCUCUAUGUUUUUUGGCACUUGUAGUAAUUUUGGAAGCUGUCGGACCACAUCAAGAACCAAAACACGUGGAAUCCAGAUCUGUAGAUCCGAAUUUCGGGCAUGCCAAUGCUGGAAUCUGGAAGAAUGAUGGAAAAAAACGCGAAAAACGCUAUGGCUACUAUGGUGGAUAUGGUGGCUAUGGUGGCUAUGGUUACGGUGGAUAUGGUGGAUAUGGCGGAUAUGGUGGAUAUGGAGGAUACGGUGGCUACGGUGGAUGGGGACGUGGCUAUGGAGGAUGGGGACGUAGAUAUGGCGGUUAUGGUGGCUAUGGUGGAUAUGGUGGAUAUGGUGGCGGAUGGCGACGACGAUGGGGAUGGGGAAAAUAA